AUGCCUGCCCUUAAACCAUCUGCCAGCGAUGAAGUUACAGCGGCCAACCUGCCAAAGGUUUCGCAAGAGUCGUCAUUUAACGAGCUGCCGUAUCCAGUCGCCUGCUUGCGGGACUUAUCUUCAAUUAACAGCCUAGGCCAAAUAAAAUACCAAGAAUUGAGGAGUUGGAGGAAGACGGUCUGUCUGAUGCCGAGGCUCGCCAUGGCGAACCUGAAGCUGCACGUUGUCUGGGGCCGCGGCGGUUCCGGCGCCGGCGCCGAUGACACCGACGGCGCGGUGAACAAGCUGCGUGCCUCCGUCGCGAGAGUCGUCGACGACCGCCUCGGCGAGGGCUACGUCCCGGCUCCGACUCCUUCGACAAGAAUACUAGACGGACACCGCCAGCCUCUACCCCAGUGCGAUCUUGGUCACGGACCUCGUAAUCUUGACAACAGCCUCACCGUUCGACCUCUUCCUCACCCUCGCGUUGGCGUUUGUCUCCGGUCCGGUCCAUCAUGUACACCCAGCCUCCGUGAUGACCCUCUUGGUGGCAUUCGGAAACACAGAGAACAUGACCCCAAUCUGGUCAGCAGGAAUUUCCCUUUCCUUCUUUGGAACUGA
Messenger RNA from Phialemonium atrogriseum, 600 nucleotides. RefSeq lists its product as uncharacterized. The transcript has 2 exons. NCBI's taxonomy places the organism in Eukaryota, Fungi, Ascomycota, Sordariomycetes, Cephalothecales, Cephalothecaceae. The coding region runs from base 1 to 600 and encodes 199 amino acids. The record is from RefSeq and is a predicted model, not a curated record.